Meriones unguiculatus (Mongolian gerbil) is the source of this 4127-nucleotide messenger RNA. RefSeq names its product transcription factor like 5 (gene Tcfl5). Lineage: Eukaryota; Metazoa; Chordata; Mammalia; Rodentia; Muridae. Gene Ontology annotation, biological process: spermatogenesis; regulation of DNA-templated transcription. The record is from RefSeq and is a predicted model, not a curated record. The transcript is spliced from 7 exons. Gene Ontology annotation, molecular function: DNA-binding transcription factor activity, RNA polymerase II-specific; protein dimerization activity; RNA polymerase II cis-regulatory region sequence-specific DNA binding. The coding region runs from base 117 to 1604 and encodes 495 amino acids. Gene Ontology annotation, cellular component: nucleus.
CCGUGGUGGCCGGCGCGUCGUCUGCCGAGGCCGCGACCCCGCCUCGCCGCCCGCCCGCGUCUGAGACGUCGCCGUCCCCGCGCCCGCGCCCCGCCGUUGGGCCGCGCCGCGCCGGCAUGUCGGGCCCGGGGCCGCGGGAGCCGCCGCCUGAGGCGGGCGCGACGGGCGGCGAGGCGGGCCCCGAGGGCGCGGGCGGCGGGGACGCGGCGCUGGGAGAGCCGGGGCUGAGCUUCACGACCACCGACCUGAGCCUGGUGGAGAUGACGGAAGUGGAGUACACGCAGCUGCAGCACAUCCUCUACUCGCACAUGGAGGCGGCGGACGGCGAGCUCGAGGCGCGCCUGGGCUCCGCGCUGCUGGCCGGCCCUGGCGCGGGCUCGGGCGCGGCGGGCUCGCUGGCGCCGGCGCCGCCCGUGUACCCAGUGCUGUGCCCGCCGCUGGCGGCCGACGCGCCGUGCCUGGGCCACGUCGACUUCCAGGAGCUGCGUAUGAUGUUGCUGGGCGAGGCGGGCGCAGCCGAGAAGACGCCUGGCGGUGCGGACGGGACGCGGACGCGGGCGGACGGCGCGGCCAAGGAGGGCGCGGGCGGCGCGGGGCCCGACGGUGCGUCCGAGGCCCGGGCCAAGCCGACCGUACGCGUCCGCCUGGAGGACCGCUUCAACAGUAUGCCGGCCGAGCCGCCUGCGCCGCGCGGUGCUGAGCCCGCUGAGUCGGGCGUGGCGCUCAACAAUUUGGUAACUCUUAUUCGACAUCCAUCUGAAUUAAUGAAUGUUCCUCUUCACCAGCAACAAAACAAAUGUACGACCUUAGUGAAAAAUAAAACUGCUGCUGCCACUACUGCUUUGCAGUUCACCUACCCGCUGUUUACAAGUGCCUGCUCCACUGGUGGGAAUGCCAGCCUUGCACAGACACAGAGUUCUAGUAACUCAUGUUCUAUACUGGAAGCUGCCAAGCACCAGGAUAUUGGACUGCCCAGAGCAUUUUCUUUCUGUUACCAGCAAGAGAUUGAGUCUACCAAACAGACAGGAGGUAGUAGAAACAAAGCCUUACCAGAGCAGGUUUGGAUUAAAGUGGGAGAAGAAGCGCUAUGUAAACAAGCAAUCAAUAAGAGGAACAGGAGUAGAACCCGCCAGUUGGACACAAGUGUGGAGCGAAGAGCCCUUGGAGAGAUUCAGAAUGUGGGUGAAGGCUCUACAGCUUCACAGGGCACCUGGCAGUCUUCAGAGUCCUCACAGUCAAACCUGGGGGAGCAGACACAGAGUGGACCCCAGGGAGGAAGGUCUCAGCGUCGGGAGAGGCAUAACCGAAUGGAAAGAGAUAGAAGGCGCAGAAUCCGCAUUUGCUGUGAUGAGCUGAAUCUCUUAGUUCCAUUCUGCAAUGCAGAGACAGAUAAAGCAACAACACUUCAGUGGACCACAGCAUUCCUGAAAUACAUUCAGGAAAGACAUGGGGAUUCUCUUAAAAAGUACAGCUCCUGCUGCAAAACAGACCCACACCAGAUGCUGGGGUCCAAUGUGGAAUUGAUACAGCAGGUAAUGAACACAGCUUCCCUGAGUAGAGGAAAGGCUGCCACCAGCAUUGGAUGGCCUCUGCAAUAUGGAUGAAGAACCCAACAACUAGAGCUUUUGCUGGGACUGAUACGGGGCCAUUUGUCAUAGCACAGCCUAUGCUUAGGGGCCUUAGGGUUGGGAAUGUAGCUUAAUAACUGUAAGUUUCUAAAUGUCCUCAUGGGAGCAUGGUUGGCACAGAUGCAGCAGCAGGAAGCCAAGAGAUAGUCACAUCUCUCAAACACUCCUGGGGAAACUGCUGUUUGUUGUAGAAUUUUCCCCCUUUAGAACAUGCCACCAGAAGUAUCUGUCAGCUACCCAGCAAGCACCUGUGGCUUGUGUAUCACUGAGUGGCUAAAGCUAUGUGGUGAUCUGUUCUAAAAAUAAAGUAUCUUGCACAAAAUAUCCCUGUAUUCCUUGUCCUGAUCUGUGCCUGCCUUGCCCAUUGACUGUUCUGGACCCCUCCACGCUCCAGCUUCCUUGAUUUAUUCUGUAUGCAUUUAGUAUUUUUUUUUGUCAUAGUUUACUUUUUAUUACUUAAAUACCCAUCCUUCCUCUGUCCUUCUUGAAUUAAAAUUAAUCUAUUCCUAAUGGGUGCAUUUAAAGCAAACAUUUCUUUUCUCUCUUCUUUUUGUUAGGGUUAGGAGACAAGACCUCAUAGCUCAUGUAGCCCUGGCUGGCCUCAGACUCUGUGUAGCUGAGGUUGACCCUGAAAUUCUGGUCUUCCUGCCUCUCCUUCUCAAGUGCCAGAAUUACAGGCAUAUGCCACCACACUCAGUUCAUGCUGGGGACUGAACCCAGUGUCUGAGUACCCUCUCCACCUUCCUCUAUUCCGAGUAGCCUUUAGUUGCUGUUCCCAUAGUGUUAAGCUAGAGAUGGGCCCAGGUAGGCCCUCAAGACAUCCCUUCGCUCUCCACACUGGCUUCUAGGACAUCACCCUCCUGGGGGGCAAAGAAUGUGACUCAGUGGUAGAGCACUUGCAAGGCCCUGGAUUUGAUUCCCAGUGCUGGAAAACAACAAAACAAUGAGAUACCACUGUCAAUCAAAUAUCGGAAAAAGAAAGAAAAUACCCAGUGUUAGGAGCGAUCUGGAGGAAUUCUAACACUUGUGUGUAUCCUGUUGGUGAAAUGUGAAGUGCUAUAGCCACUGGAGAACAGUGUGACAAUUCUCAGAACAGAAUUACCAUAUGACACAGCAAUUCCACACAGAGUAUAAACCCAGGAGAUCGAAAACAAACUCAAACUGACAUUUGGCUCCGAGCAUUCCCAGCAGUUGUGCUCAUCAACAGAGAGUGGACAAGCAGAAUGUUUUGUGAACACCCACGGCUGUGUUCCACCAUGAGAAGGAUUGAUGUUCUGGCACCUGCUGUGUGGACUUCCCUUGACAAGCUGAAUGAGAUAAGCCUUGAAGAGGUCAGACUCAGAGAUGGAAAACAAUUGGUGUGUUCCAGGGCAGGCAGUGGGGUGCCAUGAUUAAUGAGGACAGAGUUGCUGUUUGGAAUGAUAAACAUUUUGGAAGAAGCUUCUGGUGAUUGACACAGUUCAUGAAUGUACUUUAUGCCAUGGAAUUGUAAACUAGCAAGUGGUGAAAACACCAAAGUUUACUGUAUAUAUUGACCAGAGUAGGAACAUACAAACCUAGAUUUCUGAGUCUAAAACACUAAACUUAAAAAAAAUUCUAAACAUACAAAAAAUGGAGACUAGAACACUGAAGACCCACAUCCUUGGGCCCAGCCUUAGACAGGGUUAGUUUACCAUCCUCUCACCUUGGGGGUUAGAGCACUUCCUGCCAUUUUCUCUUAUUUGUAGAUGGUCAUCCCAGUGUCUGCCUCUGCACUCAUAGGUCUGUAUACUUGUGUAUUUGAAUUAAGCCCAGAUAUUGGUCCCUUUCCUCUCAGAGACACUUAAUCUUGUUGGAGUUAGCACAUUCUACAUUUCACAAAUUCAUAGAAAUGGUUAACUAUUUUUUCCUGUGUCUUCUAGACUAGCCUUCCUGGAUGUGUCCCUUUAACCCCACCAUCCCAAAUGCUUGGGCCAUCAGACUUGGUGACACCAAGGCCAACCCUGUUUAGGAACCUGGCCUUGCCUAGCCUUUAGACCUAAGGCCUUUUAAAAGUCAGGGAGAGCUGGGUGAGUGAGCAGAAACUAGCAGCUAGCAGAGCUGCUGUUGAUCUCACUAUGUGCAGAGCAACCUCAGGGACUGCACCUGGCCCUUGGCUGACCAAGGAUCCUUGCCAGUGUGUGUGAAGGAAUAGCCACCAACUUGGACAUUUAACAAAUGAAUUAAAAUGGUAUCCUUUUUUUUUUUUAAACCACAAAAUAAAAUGUCCAUUUUGGCAAUGUGCUCAGACACUGAGAAUAUAUUGGAAAAUCUAAAAAAAAAAAAAAAAAAAAAACACAUACAGUAUAACUGCUACUGAGGGGAAAAUUGAGAUCCCUCUUUUUUUUCUCACCUCCUCACAAGGUGUAUACGUUUGUGAUACCUUAGAAGAUUGUACUUUGAGAUAGUUUACAUGGCUCCUAAUUUCAGCCUCUUGUGCUUUUGAAACUAGUGGCAUUCACACCUUUGAACUCAAUGCAU